AUGGCUGUCUGGUAUCUCUACUCCCUUUUGAUAUUCCUGGUAACCUCCAUCUUCACCAGGCACUUUCUGAACAAAAUCCAGAAUCUUCCACCAACCCCAUUUCCAUGUCUACCCGUCAUCGGCCAUCUCUACCUCCUUAAGCGACCCAUCUACAGAACUCUUUCUCGCAUAUCCAAGCGAAGCGGUGAUGUUCUCCUUCUACAAUUCGGAUCCAAUCGAGUCCUCGUCGUCUCGUCGCCGUCAGCCGCUCAAGAAUGUUUCACCAAAAACGACAUCAUUUUCGCCAACCGUCCUCACUUUCUCAUGGGCAAACACUUGGCCUACAAUUUCACCGCCAUCUCUUGGGCACCCUACGGUGACCAUUGGCGGAAUCUCCGGCGGAUUUCCUCCCUCGAGCUCUUGUCACCGACCCGCCUUCAAAUGUUGUAUCACAUCCGAGCCGACGAGGUGAGGACGAUGAUUCGCAAUCUCUUGGAAAGUCAAGAUCAAGUCGUUGAUCUGAGAACAUCGUUUUUCGAGUUGGCGCUCAACAUCAUGAUGAGAAUGAUAGCUGGAAAACGUUACUAUGAUAAGAACGUGGAAGACGUCCGAGAAGCAAAUCGAUUUCGUGAGCUUCAUGACGAGACUUUGAAGUUGAGUGGUUUAACUGCUAUUGAAGAUUUCUUGCCGUGGAUUAAAUCUUGGGAUCUUGAGAGGAAGUUGAUAGAGUGUCAAAAGAAGAGAGAUGGGUUCAUGCAGGAUUUGAUAGAGGAGGGAAGAAGGAAGAUGAAAUUUGAUAGCUGCGAUGGAGAGAGGAAGAAAACAAUGAUCGAUGUCUUGUUGUCCCUGCAAGAAUCAGAGCCAGAGUAUUACAGUGAUCUAAUCAUCAAAGGCCUGAUGCUGAUUCUUCUCAUGGCUGGGACUGAUACGACUAUAAAUACAAUGGAGUGGGCACUUUCACUGUUAUUAAACCACCCAGAAGAACUUAAACGUGCCGAAACUGAAAUCAAGAAUCAAAUACCAGAGGGUCGUCUUCUUCACGAAUCAGAUUUGCCCAACCUUCCAUACCUUCGCUGCAUCAUAAAUGAAACAAUGCGUCUGUACCCGGCAGCCCCCUUGUUAGCACCACAUAGAUCAUCCGCGGAGUGCAGCGUCGGAGGGUUUCGCAUUCCGGCCGGCACGACACUAAUGGUUAACGUAUGGGCAAUACAACAUGAUCCUAAGAUUUGGGAAGAUCCAACAAAAUUUAAGCCAGAGAGGUUUAGAGAGAUGUCGGAGACAGCUGGUGCCGGAGCCAAAGAUGGGUACUGUUUGAUGCCUUUUGGGUCUGGGAGGAGAAGCUGUCCUGGAGAUGGGUUGGCUAUGAAGGUGAUAGGCUUGACUCUAGGCUCGUUAAUUCAGUGCUUUGAGUGGACGAGGGCUGACAAGGAGAUGGUGGAUAUGACUGAAGGAGUUUCCUUUACCUUGCAGAAGGCUAAGCCACUGCGUGCUAAAUGCCGACCAAGAGCCACCAUGGCCGAACUUCUUUCUAAAAUAUGA
Molecule: messenger RNA, 1518 nt
Organism: Carica papaya (papaya)
Lineage: Eukaryota; Viridiplantae; Streptophyta; Magnoliopsida; Brassicales; Caricaceae
Product: cytochrome P450 81Q32-like
Molecular function (GO): iron ion binding; oxidoreductase activity, acting on paired donors, with incorporation or reduction of molecular oxygen; heme binding
Source: RefSeq, a predicted model, not a curated record